Amphiprion ocellaris (clown anemonefish) is the source of this 6802-nucleotide messenger RNA. It is a transcript of the gene cobl, whose product is annotated as cordon-bleu WH2 repeat protein. Lineage: Eukaryota; Metazoa; Chordata; Actinopteri; Pomacentridae. Gene Ontology annotation, biological process: actin filament polymerization; actin filament network formation. Gene Ontology annotation, molecular function: actin monomer binding. Bases 215 to 4969 code for a protein of 1584 amino acids. Gene Ontology annotation, cellular component: perinuclear region of cytoplasm; actin filament; plasma membrane. The transcript is spliced from 19 exons. The record is from RefSeq and is a predicted model, not a curated record.
UUUUGGACUUGAUGGUGUAUCCAGGGAAAUUCAGCCGGGGGGUACGCGAAGAUUAUUUCAAGUGGAAUUAACAAGUAUCUCAUGCUCGAGAAUGAAUCAGAAAGACAGUUUCUACUGAUGUGACGCAAUGAUGGAUAAACUCCGCCGAGUUUAGGAGCAACAGCGGAUUUUUGGGAGCUCCGCUUAUCUGACGCUGGAUAUCUGAAUCUCUGCAAUGACUGAGUCCUCCAAACCGCCUUCAGGGAGGAGAAUGAAGGCUCAUGCCCCACCUCCACCUUCGGCCCCGCAACCGGCUCCCCGUCGCAUCUUCAGAAACCCUGCACCUGAUGGGGGAGGGACGUCGGGCCUGGAUGCCAAGGAAAACAUGCUGAGGCCCACUGUGGAUGUUCUGUUAACCCUACCACAGGGACAGCAGAUCCAUGUAACCGAGGACGGAAGUAAAGCACUGAUGGACCUGCUGGUCGAGCUCUGCAGUCGCUACCACCUGAAUCCGGCCCUGCACACCCUGGAGCUCCUGUCACCCGACGGCCACAGUCUGGGCUUCAAGCCCAACACUCUGCUGGGCUCCCUCAACGUGGCCUGCGUCUUCAUCAAGGAGAAAGUCUGGGAGGAGAAAGUGGUGCGCAGACCGGCGCCCAAAGUGCCAGAGAAAACAGUGCGUUUGAUGGUGAACUACCACGGCAACCAGAAAGCUGUGGUCCGGGUCAACCCUUUGGUACCCCUCCAGGUUCUGAUACCGGUCAUCUGUGACAAGUGUGACUUUGAUCCUGCACAUGUUCUGCUCCUGAAGGACAGCAUCAACCGCCACGAGCUCCAGCUGGACAAAUCUCUGUCAGAUCUGGGCAUCAAGGAGCUCUACGUACAUGACCAGAGUCUAGCUUUCCAGCCUAAAAUGGCUUCUGCUCCCGCUCUUAACUCCUCAGACUCCAUUUGCUCCAGUACAACCAGUCUGGGAAAAGCAGAGAAGAAAGGCCUCCUGGGAAUCUUCCAGUUCAGCAACAGAAGGAAAUCCAAAACAGAGACAAGAUCUAUGGACAUGGAUGACUUUGAUGAAACAAUAAUCCAAUAUACAGACACACAAUCUAAUGCUCUGUCCACAGUGUCGGGGCUCCACAGCUUAGAGGAUCGACCUGGCACCUUGGGUCAGUCUCAGUCUGUCAUGAAUAUCACCAGGAUGUCUCCUAAGGCAGACGCCAAGAAGAGGAGGGCCCCAGCACCACCAGGGGCCCCGACACCGAGCAUGGGACACACCAGCUUCGAAAGCUACCAGAUGGGCCUUGGUUCAGAGAGCCAGCAGAGGAAAAGAAAGGCUCCAGCUCCUCCUCCCACUCCGACUUCCUUCACCCAGGGAUCCGAUGAUGCUUCCACCUCUGCUGCUCCGUCUCCUGAUAGCCAAGCUACUGAGAUACCAACACCAGCUUUCCGCACCCAGGUGGUUCAGUCAACCUCAGUCUCUGCUGCUACUGUGGUGAUAGAAACAGAAAAACCAGGCCCCAUAGAAGUGGAGGCACAACCUCCACCUGAGUUCAGUGCCACCCCGACCCCCAGUUCUCCAACCCCAAGCAGCAGCACCACUGACAGCCUGGCUGUGCAGGAUUCCAGCUCUGAGCUCAGCCACAGCCUGGACGACUCAGACGCUGACCUGGACCAGGCUGGUUCUGGCUCUCGCUGCAGCACCCUCAGCAGCAGCACCGCCAGCGGCUCUGUGCCGGUAAAGGCCACUACGAAAACCUCCAGCAGCAAGAUGCAGAAAUCAGCCACCAUCAUUACUGUCAAACUAAAGGAAGAGACGGCCUCAGACAGCAGCUCCAGGUCGGAGACUGAGUCAGCCCUAAACCUGAAGCUGGAUGAAGUUGAGAACAACAGACACAGUGCAAUGGGAAACGCUGAUCGACAAGUACCACCCAAACCUCGACGCUGUCCGGCCCGGGAGUCACCGCAGCUUGUCUUCCCCUCUACCCUCACUACUCCUCCUAUUGAGUCCACAGAAAGCAACCCCAUGGUGGAGGAGGAGGAAGCAGCUCCCCAGUCUUGGCUCCAUUCUGCACGGAGCUCUGCAGCAAGUGACCAGAAACCAGAAAACGAAAUUGCUGAGGAUGAAACUGUGUCGUUGGGCGGCAGCAGCAGUGGCAGCAGCCUGCCUGACCAGGGUUACGCAGCUUCUGAGGGAAUGUUAGAGGGCGAGGACUCAGGGAUGGUCAGCUCUCCAUCUGACACCCAACCCACGUCCCCAGAUGGGAGUUUGUCUCUGGACGGAAGUGGCCGAGGCAGAGGAGAGAAACUGCUGCGACCAGUGAGGGACAGUUCCAGCGACAGCGAUGAGGGAUGUGCCACCUGGGGAUCAAUUCACAGGCACAGUGACAUAAACUCGCAGACACAGUCAGUCAGAUUAAAAAACUGCUUUGAAGAGGACCCAGAGAUCACAGCCCAACUCCAUCAGACUCUGGCAGAUUUUGAAGCAGACCUUGCAGAUCAUGAGGUUUUAGUCUCAGCAAGAGAGACUCCUGAUACCAUGUCCACUGACAGUAAUGAGGUGCCGGUGUCUGUCGUGGACAUGGAUGUGCCAGUCACAGCCAUAGAUGAAGUAAUGGAGGUCUAUGAGCACAAUACAGUAAAACAUGAGGUGAAAGCACUCACCAGGACUGAGUCAACUGGCAGCAAAGGUUCAGAGUUUUAUCAGAAAUCAAUUAUGGAGCCACAGAACAAAAACAACAAUGCAUAUACAGCUGCUGUCAGUACGAAAAAGCAAAAGGAAAAAAUCAAAAAACAGCACAGUAAACCAGUGGAGAACAAAUCUAGAGGUGAUAGAAAGGAAGAAGAGAUGGUAGAAACAAAAAUUAUAAAAGUGAGUGCUACUGAUACCAAACGUGUGAAAGAAGACAAACAAACACUGGUGAAGUCCAGUGCUGAAAUGCAGAAAAACAGCAAGAAGACAGAAAAGAGCCCUGAAUCUGUAAAAAAGAACUUGCAAGCUUUUCAGCAGAAGAAACCAGAUCCUUCAACGAGUCAGAGAUCAGUGUCCACAGAAAAAGAUGAAGAGAACCAUAGAGUUUACCAAAUUAAGUCCAGUUCUAGCACUUCACAGGGUAAAAUCACGCACAACGUCACAUCACGCUUUGGUAUGAGAACAUUCACUGUGGUUCCUCCCAAACCUGCUGUCACUCACACUGCUAACAAACAGUCAGAUGUCCCAUUUACCAUUGGUGCCAUUAAGAUUGAUGAUCAAGGAAAUAUGGUGUCAUCGGGUGUCUUCCGGAAUAAAGUUGGAGGGUCAUCAGAGUCAGAGAUUAAUCAUGACAAAAGUUCUCCUCUUCUUGAGAAAGCCAAAGCUUUUUGGAGCUCAAAUGAGAAGCAAGAAAGUCCUGUCAUUCCCAGCAAAAGUCUGGUUGAUAAGGCUAAGGAGAGCACAAACGGCGAGAAAAGUGCUUCCUUUGCAUUCUUUGAAACCAUGUUGAAGACCAGCAACACAGAGUACCUGAAAACAACACAAAGCACAAUUUCAAAACCUGCAGAGAAAGUCCAACUCAAAGAAGUGGUGAAAGAAGAAACUAAAGAACUUGAGAAAGAUGUCCAAGCUGUAAAUGAGGAGAAGGUGGAGAUCAAGAUCUCAGUGUCCAAAAACAUCCAGCAGCCAAGUAAUAAACCCGUCCUUCUUCCUCCACAACUUGCAGACAUGAGAAGAGACCUGUCCUUCCUCAAACCAUCCAGGCGAACCUCUAGCCAAUACGUGGCAUCUGCCAUCUCUAAAUACACCCCAGUGGCCUCAGCUAAAGCCAUCAGCACCCUUAAAUCACAUGACUACUCUGCUUCUUCACAAACGCAGACACCUGCCUUCCAGAGGUUGGGUCGGUCCAUGCAAGUGAAUCCACACCAAUCGUCCAUGUCAUCGUUAUCAGAAAAUAAGGAGUACAUCUCUACUUCCACAUCCUCUCCUGGUCCUAAGAGGUCUAUGAGCUUCCCAGAGCCUGUGUCAGAUAGUCAGAGAGGUUUUGAAGAGGUUGACAGGGGAGAAUUUAAAUAUUCUGUGGUGUCCACCAAAGAACGUUUGGAUUUGCUGGAGACAAAAACAGCCAAGAAUAAUCACAUUCACUCUAGUGGCCCCACCCAAAUAAAAGUGACCGCCAAUAAUGAUAGAGAUUACAUUAAACACAUUCGACCGAGAAGCCCCAGCCCAGUGAAAAUCAACGCUGUGCACUCAUCUGCCAAACCACCCACAGCCCCCAAGACUAUAUCUCCAAACCAGACCAGUGACUCGACAGUCAUAAUCAAGACAGUAACUCAUCUAACCCAGAAUGCAAAACCGCAACCUUCUGUCACAGUGACAGACAGCGGUGUGAUCCCUCCCCCUCCGUCAGUGACGGUGUUUGGACCGAUUGCAAAGUUCAAACCAGUGAUCCAUAAAUCUGUUGAGAAAGAAACAUCUCUGCACAGCAGCCUGAUGGAGGCGAUCCAGUCAGGUGGAGGCAGGGACAGACUCAAGAAGGUAUCCACUUCUGGCACCAAGAAAGAACCUUAUAUUGAAGAGGAGAAUGAGAGAUCUGCUCUUCUGGCUGCCAUUAGAGCCCAGAGCACUGGCAGACUGAGGAAGACUAAAUCUCUGGCUGCUCAUGAGCUUGAGAAGUUGAGGAAAGUGGCUGCUGAGGAGGAGAAAAGUGCAGCCUCCUCCUCCUCCUUUUCCUAUUCUUCUUCUGUCUUUACCCCACCACCUCCACCUCCGCCAGCACCCACGGCUGCACCUCCUCCUCCUCCUCCCCCUGUCCUGCCCCAGGCUAAACCGAGCUCUGUGGCACAUCCAAAUGCUGACGCCCUCAAGAACGCCGCCUUGGCCAGGGAGGUGAUGCUGGAGGCGAUUCGCUCUGGAUCUGCUGCUGAGAGGCUAAAAAAGAUUGCUGUGCCCAGAAACACAGUCCAAGUGAAUGGCAGACUGGGAACCAUCCAUGCAUCCUCCUCAACAAUCCCUCAACAAUAAGAGGGGGGAACCCCACAGCACCGCAACGAGGAGUAAUUUGUCACAUGUAAUUUUUGUUUUUGUGUUUUGCCACUGUGCUUUUGCAACAGGAGUUUGGAAAACUGGUUUAGUGAAUGCUGUUUGGACGUUAUAGGAGUUUUGCACUCCAGAAAUUACAAAACAAAAAUUAAGAAGAAAGAUUUCUUCAUGCUGCCUAGAAAGUCUAGAUCGCUAAAAGACGCUUCACAUGUUUCACUACCAAUCAGCUGCAUUAUCCACUAAAAGGUUUUGGAGAAUAUUUCUUUUUACUCUGUUAGUAGCCAAACUUCCGUAACAUCUAUCUGAUGAAGGUGUUUCAUAAUAUCAGUUCACUCAGCUUCUAAAAAUAACUUGGUGGAGAAUGUUUGCGUCCAUCAUUAUCACAAAUUGUUGUUCUUAAACAUAUAUCUUGCUGUCUGACUUGAAUUCAAUAGUUUAAACUGCAACGGUGUACAAAAUGUGUGCCAAUGAGAGCAAAUUUAAAUGGUUUAUGAGACUUUCAGAUCAUUUUUGUUGUGAUCUUUUUUUAUUAUUAUUAUUAUUUGCCUUUACCAAUAAUAAGUUAUGGAUGCCUUAAACUGUUGCUCAGUCAGUGUUAUGUAUAUUAUGUUUAAUAAAAAAAAUUCUAUAUAGGGUGCAAUAAGUUGGAUCUGCUGAUAUUUCCAGAUUUGAGCUACUUAAUAUUUUAUUUUCACAAAUUAAUGCUAUUUAAAACAUGCACACUUAAGAAAACAAUGGAUAGACCCAUGUACGUUGCUGCAAGUGUAUUAUUUUAUCCAGAUCUGGUCCAUAUUGCCAACCUCCGCAGUUCUUGGCUCUGGGGAGGACUAAAAUGGUGAUGACUGGCUAGUGCCUGUUAGCUAAUAAUGCUCUUGUUGUACUUUUGAAGCCUAAUUUAUGCUGCUGUUUAUAAUUUAAGGAAAUUGUCACGCCUGGUCAGAGCCCUGCAGAAAUGUUCUAGUGCAUUUCAUUUGUUGUUUCUGCUCUACAGUGGCAAAAUGGUUGACCAUGCCCUUAAUGUUGCAUAUAUAUCAUAUAGUAUAUAGCUAGGAGCUAAGAGGAACCUUUUAUUUUCAUUUCAACUUUUUGAAGCACUGUUAUUGAAAUAUACCAAUGGUGAAUACCACCAUGAGCAAAGAGAUUAGUUUACUGAUGAAUAAGUCAUUACCAGAAUGUGAUAGAAACCAGCAGAUGUAGUAAAGCAGUAAUAUAGGUUGUAUAUGGCCUUGAUUUAAGCAUUAUUGAAGUUAUUUCUGCUUCUCUGUAGGUAAAGUGUCGUUUAGAGAUGAGGUAAAGUGGACGCUGCCAUUAAAUGGUAAACAAUAGUAUAAGUAGGAUGUUCAUGCUGAAUCAUCUUUAGAAUUAAGAAGAAUUUAGAUAAUCCAUAUUCAGGUAUCAAUGUUUGCUGCUUUGUAUUUUGAGAUAAAUUUGACUAAAUGGAGUUGAUUUAAUAGUUUUCUAGAGAUUUAUUUCACUUAAUGUUCACUUUUAACCCUCAAAAAUACUUUAAAGUGUAAUGUUAUUCCUUGAAAAUUGCAUCCUUAAGAGCUUUUGUGUUUCUUUUUUAUUUUAUUCUAAAACUGGAAAUGUUUCAUUUACACACAAAAGCCUACAGCACAGUGUAGCAUUGUAUAUUUUGUAAACUAAAGAAAUCGUGGUGAUAGAGUUGAUUUAUUCGACCGAUAGUGUGAACCUUUUAUAAGCUGUUGCUUUUUAAGUUUUACGUGCACAUGGGGUUUUUUUUUUUGUUAAGGUUGCACAGGUAUUUUGUUUACCUAAUUUUUGAUUCAAUAAAUAAUUUUGUAAUCAAGCAAA